UUUCCUUCCGCAAAGUCCGGAACUAGGUACAAGCUUGAUAUCGUGUUCGAACAUCUGCAAUUCCCUGUCUUCGUCUUGUUUCCCUUUCCGCUUUACAGUUUGAGUGGAGGCAGAAUGGCUGCGUUCCUUUCUCGUCUACCGUCGAUACCGUAUCCGCCCGAACAGGAUGGAUGGUUCUCUCCGGUCACAUCUACCCUUGACUGGUGUGAAGAGAACUAUGUAGUGACACAAUACUCGGCAGAAAUUAUCAACACCCUCACGAAUCUUCUGUUCAUGUACUUGGCAGCCAAAGGUAUACGCAACUGCUUAAAGAAUGGACAUGACACAGUUUUCCUCGUGGCAUUCGUUGGCUACUUGCUCGUUGGAACUGGAAGCUUCCUCUUUCACGCGACACUGAAAUAUCCCAUGCAGCUUGUAGAUGAGCUCUCGAUGAUCUACACAACGUGUUUGAUGAAUUUUGCAACAUUUUCGUAUGGAAAGUCUCGACUCUACUCUACUGUUCUUGCGGUUGGGCUGGUGUCUCUCGCCGUCUUCAUUACGCUAUAUUACCAUUACCUCCAGGAUCCAACCUUCCAUCAAAACGCCUACGCGCUCCUCACAGCAAUCGUGCUGUUUCGGGCCAUGUAUGUAAUGGAGGUGAAUAUCCGCCCGCGCUUCCGGUCCAAGGAGAGGGAAGCUGCGAACCCGCGUCCGCAUAGAGGUGUGAAGGCGGUCCAAGAAAGGGAGGACGUGCGGGACCAGGAGAUUCUCAGUACCAUGUGGAAGAUGAUUGCAUUUGGUCUAAGCAUCUUCUUGGGUGGUUUCGCAGUUUGGAGUCUCGAUAACGAGUACUGCUCGAAGUUGAUCCAGUGGAGGAGGGAGAUUGGUAUGCCCUGGGGCUUCGUACUGGAGGGUCAUGGGUGGUGGCAUCUCAUGACGGGAACCGGAGCCUACUACUACAUCGUGUGGGGUGUGUGGCUUCGACAUUGCCUUAACUACAGGCAAGACGAGUACGAGCUGGACUGGCCCAACUUCUGGACGAUGCCGCAAGUUAUUAAGCGACAAGAAGCGUUGAAUAGAGGCCAUAGAUCUUUAACGCACUCACCGCUUCUGCUCCUCUUGCUCUCCACACCAGCACCACCAGCACCGUCGACCAGCCAUAACCCAGCUCGCCGCACUUUCUCCUCAGCACUUCCCAUUAACCUCAUCCCCCAACCGCCAACAUGCGUGAGAUUGGACAAGCGCGAACAACAGAGAACAACAGCUAACAACUCUUCUGUGCAACAGGUUCACCUCCAGACCGGUCAAUGCGGUAACCAAAUCGGUGCUGCCUUCUGGCAGACCAUUUCCGGCGAGCAUGGCCUCGAUGGCUCUGGUGUCUACAACGGCACUUCAGACCUCCAGUUGGAGCGCAUGAACGUCUACUUCAACGAAGCGUCCAACAACAAGUUCGUGCCCCGUGCCGUCCUCGUCGAUCUCGAGCCCGGUACCAUGGACGCCGUCCGCGCUGGUCCCUUCGGCCAGCUGUUCCGCCCCGACAACUUCGUCUUCGGCCAGUCUGGUGCUGGUAACAACUGGGCAAAGGGUCAUUACACCGAGGGUGCCGAGCUGGUCGACCAGGUCCUCGAUGUCGUGCGCCGCGAGGCCGAGGGCUGCGACUGCCUCCAGGGUUUCCAGAUCACCCACUCCCUCGGAGGUGGUACUGGUGCCGGUAUGGGUACGCUUCUCAUCUCCAAGAUCCGUGAGGAGUUCCCCGACCGCAUGAUGGCCACCUACUCCGUCGUGCCUUCCCCCAAGGUCUCCGACACCGUUGUCGAGCCCUACAACGCCACACUCUCCAUCCACCAGCUGGUUGAGAACUCGGACGAGACCUUCUGCAUUGACAACGAGGCUCUCUACGACAUCUGCAUGAGGACUCUCAAGCUGAACAACCCCUCCUACGGCGACCUGAACCACCUCGUUUCCGCUGUCAUGUCGGGUGUCACUACCUGCCUGCGUUUCCCCGGUCAGCUCAACUCUGACCUGAGGAAGUUGGCCGUCAACAUGGUUCCCUUCCCCCGUCUCCACUUCUUCAUGGUCGGAUUCGCUCCCCUCACCAGCCGCGGUGCCCACUCCUUCCGCGCCGUCACCGUUCCCGAGCUCACCCAGCAGAUGUUCGACCCCAAGAACAUGAUGGCUGCUUCCGACUUCCGCAACGGUCGCUACCUGACCUGCUCUGCCUACUUCCGUGGUAAGGUCUCCAUGAAGGAGGUCGAGGACCAGAUGCGCAACGUCCAGAACAAGAACUCCUCAUACUUCGUUGAGUGGAUCCCCAACAACGUUCAGACCGCCCUCUGCUCCAUCCCUCCCCGCGGCCUGAAGAUGUCCUCUACCUUCGUUGGUAACUCGACCUCCAUCCAGGAGCUGUUCAAGCGUGUCGGUGACCAGUUCACUGCCAUGUUCAGGCGCAAGGCUUUCUUGCAUUGGUACACUGGUGAGGGUAUGGACGAGAUGGAGUUCACUGAGGCUGAGUCCAACAUGAACGACUUGGUUUCUGAGUACCAGCAAUACCAGGAGGCUUCCGUCUCCGAGGGUGAGGACGAGUACGACGAGGAGGCUCCUCUUGAGGCUGAGGAAUAA
Messenger RNA from Alternaria burnsii, 2598 nucleotides. Its product is annotated as beta-tubulin. The annotation marks the transcript as partial. Gene Ontology annotation, molecular function: structural constituent of cytoskeleton; GTP binding; hydrolase activity, acting on carbon-nitrogen (but not peptide) bonds, in linear amides. Gene Ontology annotation, cellular component: membrane; cytoplasm; microtubule. The record is from RefSeq and is a predicted model, not a curated record. Gene Ontology annotation, biological process: microtubule cytoskeleton organization; mitotic cell cycle; ceramide metabolic process. The transcript is spliced from 8 exons. Lineage: Eukaryota; Fungi; Ascomycota; Dothideomycetes; Pleosporales; Pleosporaceae.